Impatiens glandulifera is the source of this 1236-nucleotide messenger RNA. Its product is annotated as aspartic proteinase CDR1-like. The coding region runs from base 1 to 1236 and encodes 411 amino acids. Gene Ontology annotation, cellular component: extracellular region. The transcript has a single exon. Lineage: Eukaryota; Viridiplantae; Streptophyta; Magnoliopsida; Ericales; Balsaminaceae. The record is from RefSeq and is a predicted model, not a curated record.
AUGGACGAUGCAAUCCGUCUCUCUGAGUUCGGAUUGUCUCGUUUCAACUCUAUCCUAGAAUUCUCCAAUAACAAGGCAAAGAGAACUAAUGACAUAUAUACGAGAAUUACAUCAACUUACUCAUCUUACCUCAUGGAGAUUUCCAUUGGCACGCCAUCAGUCAAGCAGUUUGUGGUCCCCGACACCGCCUCGGAAGUCACAUGGACCCAGUGCCUCCCAUGUGUGAAUUGUUACAAGCAAAAUCAAAUCAUGUUUAAUUCCCAAAACUCUUCUUCUUUUAAGGUAUUACCAUGUGGUUCGGAUCAAUGUAAGAAUUUGGGGGGAAAUCGUAUUUGUAAUGAUUUCUCGGAAUCAAAAUGUAGAUAUAAUAUAUCCUAUGUUGGCAAUACAAGCAGUUUGGGAGAACUAGCCUUGGAGACUUACACAUUAGGUGGCACUUCCAUCCCGAAUUUGGUUUAUGGGUGUGGGAAUAACAAUCGCAUGAGUAUUAAAGAAACCACCUCCGGUGUCUUUGGACUUGGAAGUGGGCCUCUAUCAUUCAUUGGUCAGCUUGGCGAAUCUUUCGGUAGAAAGUUCUCAUACUGCCUAGUACAAAAUGUAAGAAGAAAGUUCACCUUACGAAAUGUAAGUAGCAAGCUCAACUUCGGCACUAAAGCAAUCGUGUCUGGGCGUGGAGUGGUGUCCACCCCUUUGAUCAUCAAGCCUUCCUCACCAUUAUAUUAUCUCACAUUGGAAGCAAUCAGCGUAAACAAACUGAUAAUUCCGUUCACAAGAAGAGCUAGAUCCAUGGAAGAUGGGGAUGAUAUUAUUAAAAAGGGUAACAUCUUUAUGGACUCAGGCAUGCCGAUGACUUUUUUGCCGAGGAAUAUGUACCAAACUUUGAAGGAUGCACUUAAAAGGAGGAUUCUUGGCGACAUAAUUAUAAGGCCAGACUAUCCUUGGAUGCUUUGCUAUAAUAACACCAAGAAAUUCAUUGUUCCCUUUGUCACCUUCCAUUUUGAUGGUGGUGCUAACUUAUCUUUACCGAGUACGAGCAUUUUCAGUCAAGGAGACGGUUUUUCAUUUCUGACGAUGGCACCCUCUAAUAAGGCGGCCAUAUUUGGAAACUUUUUGCAAAUGAAUUUCUUAAUCGGCUAUGAUAUUGAUAUUGGGAAAGUCUUUUUCAAACCAACUGAUUGUUCGAGUUGGUGGAGGAGAACAGAUAGUUCAGAUCAGGAGUGGAGCGUGGCCCCAUAA